Molecule: messenger RNA, 1041 nt
Organism: Lathyrus oleraceus (garden pea)
Lineage: Eukaryota; Viridiplantae; Streptophyta; Magnoliopsida; Fabales; Fabaceae
Exons: 2
Coding region: 1-1041 (346 amino acids)
Source: RefSeq, a predicted model, not a curated record
AUGGUGAAUAGAAAUCAAAAUGCUGAUGAUAUCAUACGUCAAGUUCGACAUGACGAUGUGGCAGCAGAUAAUAACCUAGCAACUAUAGUCGAAAGGAUUAUGGUUCGAAAUGGGGUAAAUUUUGGCCUUAGAAGGCCAAACUAUACGUCGCCUUUAGCAGAGUAUAUCUUACAAGCGGAAGCACCCCCCAUGACCAAAAUCCCCAAAUUCACCAAGUUCGUUGGGGAUACUACUAAGUCUACUGUUGAACACGUGGCAAGAUAUUUAAUCGAGUCUGGAGAUAUGUCAAAUGACGAGAGCCUUAGGAUGAAAUUUUUUCCAAGUUCUCUUACGAAGAAUGCUUUCACAUGGUUCACAACCUUGCCCCAAAAUUCGAUCCACACAUGGAACCAACUGGAAAGAAUGUUCCAUGAGCAGUUCUACAUGUGGCAAACGAAGAUAAGUUUGAAAGAGUUGGCUAGUGUCAGACGAAAGUUCACUGAGCCAAUUGAUGACUAUCUGAACAGAUUUCGACUACUUAAAGCCAGGUGUUUUACGCAAAUACCAGAGCAUGAAUUGGUCGAAAUGGCUGCUGGGGGCCUUGACUAUUUGACUAGAAAGAAAUUAGAUACUCAAUACCUAAGGGAUAUGACCCAAUUAGCUCACAGAGGACCUGGUGUAGAGUGCCAUCCAGAGGGAAGACUCAAGUUCGGAGACAAAACACGAAGCCAAAUGAAGACCGACUCCGAUCCUCUACAAAUAGCUGAGGCUCAUUAUACUGAGCCAGAAGAAGUGAACCUUAUUGAAGUCGCUGAUGAUUUUUACAUGACAGAAGUCACUGGAGAUUUCGUCAAUGGACCUGUUAUGUCUAGGGUUCAUGAGUACUUCGAGCAAGCACCUUUUGAUGAUUUCGCCCAAAAGGAUACAGGGGAUGUCAACAAGGGAAAUGUUGAAGUCUCGGAUGUCGAGGACGUUGGAAGUUCAAAGUUAAUGAUGAUUACUAAAGAAACAACUGAUAAUUUCAUUCAGAUGGACAAGGCCACUGACGACCUUCAAAAAUAA